GUCGAGGACUGUUUCGAUCGCAUUGUCUUGGAUGUACAGUGAGUCUAAUCUAAACUUCGAAGAAAAUUCAAUAGUCAUAUCCAAACUAUAGAACAUAAUUAAAAAGCUCUUGCUCUAAAUAGGCUCGUACUCUGGGCUGAAACGUAGCAACUAAAAAUUUUUAGCAAUAAGUGUUUUCUACACAGGAUUGCACCUCCUUCACUAUGCAAAGAAAAGAUUUUAAAAAUGAGCAAAGAAUCAUAUGUUAUAAAAGCUAGAGGUUUGCCAUGGUCAGCUACUGCAGCUGAAGUUAUUGAAUUUUUUUCAGAUGUAAAUACUCUAAAUGGAGAAGCAAGCGUACACUUUACCAACACAAAAGAAGGCAGACCUUCUGGUGAAUGUUUUGUAGAAGUUUGCUCUCGAGAAGAUGUGGAAAGAGCACUUGCACAUGAUCAAGAUCAUAUGGGAAAACGUUAUAUAGAAGUAAAAGAAGCAAAGCAAUCAGAAAUGGAAUGGGUUGUUAAUCGUAUGGAUAACAGUCGAUCUGAAGCUAUUGUAAGGCUGCGAGGAUUACCUUUUGAUUGCACCAAACAUGAUAUUGCUGAAUUUUUUUCAGGGUUGGAUAUCUCUCCGUACGGGAUUACGAUAACUAUGAACCAAGAUGGAAGGGCCUCAGGGGAUGCUUACGUAGAAUUUGUUACACAACAAGAUGCCGAAAAUGCUCUUCUUAAACAUAAAGAAAAAAUUGGGCACAGAUACAUCGAGAUAUUUCAAAGUUCAAAAGAUGACAUAAAAUAUGUUGUGGGUACUCGUUCUGAUGAUCAUAGACCAUCUUUAAUGAGUAUCAGGCCUGGACCUUAUGAUAGACCUCAGAAUUUUAAUGGACCAAGGCGUGGUCGUGGUGGAGUACAGCUAGGACCAAGUGGUUUUAAUACUGCUCCAUCUUACAGUGGUGAUUUUGGAAGAAAUAGGUCAAUGAAUAGAGGGGGUCGAAGUGGUGGAAUGGGAAUGAGCAAAACUCCAACUGUGCAAAGUAGCAAAACUGGUCAUAGUGUUCACAUGCGUGGUCUGCCUUUUGAAGCUUCAGUUAGUGAUAUUGUUACAUUUUUUUCACCUUUGAAUCCUGUUGAUGUGCGUUUAAUGUUUGAGCCUAAUGGAAGACCUAAAGGUGAAUGUGAUGUAGAUUUUGCAACUCAUAGUGAUGCUGAGUCUGCUAUGCUAAAAGACAAGCAAAAUAUGGGUCACCGUUACAUAGAAUUAUUUUUAAAGUCGUCACCUAAUGCGAGUGGAUGGAGGUCUGAAAGUGUACACCCUCGAAACAUAUCUAGCGGACCAAUGCUCAAUCCACGUCGUGGAAAUAUGGGAUGUGAUGUAGAUGGCGGUGGUUAUGAUAACGGAGACAGUUAUGGAACUGGAGGUGGUGGUUAUGGGGGAGGGUAUGGUAAUUCAGGUCCAAGAUAUGGAAACAGUUACAAUAAUGGUCCUUCAGGAUAUAAUUCUCGUGAUGUUAGUUAUCCAAUGCAGAAUCACAACAUUGAAGACAAUUUCUACGGUAACUAAAGUACAUAAAGACUAGUUGUUUAUUUUUUAUGUCACUGUGGUCAACGUUUAGAAUGUAAUCAAUUCAUUUGAAGAGAUCAAAGACCUUUCAUCUGCUAGUAAAAACGAAAUUAACUUGAUAUUAAAAUUAGGCAUGUUUUAUGGUCUUUCUUUUGAUUCGUGGUUGAUUACACAGAAAGUAGAUGCCGGCAUAAACUUAUGUUGGAAUGUAAAUAAGUUUUAAUAAAGAAAAGUUUUGCUUUCUUGUGUU
Messenger RNA from Hydra vulgaris (swiftwater hydra), 1789 nucleotides. RefSeq names its product heterogeneous nuclear ribonucleoprotein H. Gene Ontology annotation, molecular function: RNA binding. The record is from RefSeq and is a predicted model, not a curated record. Lineage: Eukaryota; Metazoa; Cnidaria; Hydrozoa; Anthoathecata; Hydridae. Gene Ontology annotation, cellular component: ribonucleoprotein complex.